Molecule: messenger RNA, 1238 nt
Organism: Danaus plexippus (monarch butterfly)
Lineage: Eukaryota; Metazoa; Arthropoda; Insecta; Lepidoptera; Nymphalidae
Gene: Gr68
Exons: 4
Coding region: 1-1221 (406 amino acids)
Biological process (GO): sensory perception of taste
Cellular component (GO): dendrite; neuronal cell body; axon
Source: RefSeq, a predicted model, not a curated record
AUGUUUAAAUCAUUGAAAGUAUUUCUAUUUUCAAGUUCUGUUGAAUUACCUCUCAUGCAGAAUAUUAUCAAACCGCUAUAUUUUGUGAUAUCGUUAUUCGGAUUGUUCCCAUACAGUGUUCAAUUUUCAAAAUCUAAAAGUUUUUUAAAAAUUAAAAAUAAAUCCGUAUAUGUGAAUUCCUUAUGUGGUAUAUCAAUAAUUUUGACUAUGAUAGCUUUCACGAUAUUACAUGUACAAUACAUAUUUUUCUCGACCGAAUAUAUUGGGAUGACUGAAGAUUUUGUUCCUCAAAUGAACUAUGUCAUAGAAAUUGUUGCUCUGGUGAUAUUUUGUAUAACAGCUUAUAUAUGCGCGUUUAUAAAUCGAGAAGUAUACAUCAAGAUAAUAAAUAGUCUCGGUACAACGUGGGUCGAAAUGCCACCAGGACGAAACUGUGAAACAAUACUAAGACGGCUUCAAUUCCAAUCGAGUAUUAUAGUCAUGACUGUUUUAUUAUUACUAUUAUUACUUCAAAUUUGUGUUAACUUUUCACGUAAUAAUAGUGUAUGGAAAAUUAUUUUAGUGGCAACGACUUUUAAUUUACCUCAAAUGAUACAGUUCGUAUCAAUCGCCUUUUACUAUGUCCUCAUUAUGAUGGUAGUCGCUAUAUUGGCUAACAUAAACGAUAUUUUCCUUGAACUCGACAGUAAUCGGAAUAUCAAAACAGAUGGUUUCAUAAAAGUUAAACCGAAAACUACAUUGAGCCUUCGACAGUUAGAAUUAGCUUACAUAAAAGCAUUUGAAAUAAAAACCUACAUUAACAGAGCUUUUCAAGCACCGAUCUUAGCAUCUUCUAUUCAAUGUUUUCAUUCACUUAUUUGUGAGGCUCAUAUAAUAUACCACGGCUUGGUAAUCGAUGGAACACUCACAACCCACGACUUCGUUAAUUGUUCCAUUUGGAUUCUCUAUCAAGUUCUAAAAGUCUACGUAAUAGCACUUUCAGGCACCAGGUUAAAGGAGGAGGCAUUAAAAAUUGGUCAGCGACUACACAACUUAUCGAUAGAAAAACAAGAUUUGCGAUCGUUUUUAGAGAUACAACAUUUUUCAUCACUUAUGACGUACCAAAGAUUUGAAUUGACCGCUUAUGAAUACUUUCAGCUUGAUGGCACCCUAUUAUAUAAUAUGCUGACAUCUGCAGCGAUGUAUUUAAUAAUUUUAGUGCAAUUCGACAACCGACCUUAACAUAUUAUUAAAUUAUG